AGCGCUUGUAAUAAAUAGCCUACAAAUAAAUUCAAGUGAAAUCUCUUUGUAGUAAAGCAACGCGGGGAGUCCCCCUCGACCCGUCGCGGUUGCGCGAUACCCAGCUGGCUCGAGCCGGUGGGGGUGCUGCCGCGGGUACCCCCAAUGCGCACUUUGACAGUUAGUAGGUUUGUAGGCUACUCACGGAGACGGAACCUGCAUCUGGACUGGCAGAGAGAUAUUACUACAAGGCUAUAACACAAGACGACUCGAAGGGAAACGCUCACUAGGCUACUAACUAGCAUAGCGAGUGGAUUUGACCGAGGUUUUCCGUUUUGCUAGACCUUUCACAUUCUGGACAAGGGAACAGUGCGUUGCUACUUAGCUGCACAUGGAACAGUUGUAAGUUUAAAAGCGAAAACGAGUAUCACUUAAUUUCACUAAAUUACAAGGAGCACAUUGGAAUUACUAUAUCAGACUUGUAGUUGGCAUCCUCCUCCUAGAAGUCUAAAACAAGGCUCUAACAUCAGAGAGAGAGACACAGCCACAGCCCUUCUCCCCUUCCCCUCAUCCUCCUUUCUUCUCCCAUUGGACAGAGAGAGAGAGAGAGAGAGGGAAAGAGCGAGUGAAAGUGAGAAAGAAUAGGGAGACAUGUACCAAACACUCCUCCUCUCCUCCUCGCUCUUCAUCCUCUAUGUGACGGCCACUCCACAGUUCCACGGUCACCACGGGAGGAGGGUGUGUGGCAGAGAUAUUCAUCACAGCAGUGUCAUCACGAUGACCGAGUCGUUCGUCCAGCCCGUUCACAAACCUUACAUCACCCUAUGUCAGGGGCACCGCCUCUGUAGCACCUACAAGACAGUGUACAGGGUGGCGUACCGUCAGGUGGCCAGAGCAGUGCCAGUCUCACACUCUUACCCAGAAUGCUGCCCGGGUUGGCGACGACUCCACUCACACAACUGUAACCAAGCGGUGUGUGGCCAGUCCUGUGUGAACGGAGGAACAUGUUUAAGACCCAACCACUGCGCCUGUCCUCUGGGAUGGAUGGGUCGUCACUGCCAAACAGAUGUGGAUGAGUGCAGUGAGCAGCAGCCUUGUUCUCAUCAGUGUGUGAACAUGGCAGGCAGCUACCACUGUGUGUGUAGAGAGGGCUACAGGCUGGCAGGAGACACACACUCCUGUGAGAACCUUCCUCCUCCUGCCUCUUCCACCCACCCCAGUCAAGAAGCAGCAAACGAUCACAGGCCCCUCUCCAGUGAUACAGGUGGAGGGUAUGGGCUGACUGAGAACGUAACAGAGGAGGUCCAGAGCCUGAAGAACAGAGUAGAGCUGCUGGAGCAGAAGCUCCAGUUGGUCCUGGCCCCUUUCACCAGUCUGUUCCCCAUGUCGCUGGACGAGGGCGUGUCUGAGAAAACCAGCUUCCUGUCCCACUCCUUCCAGCAGCUGGAUCGCAUCGACUCGCUCAGCGAACAGGUCGGCUUCCUCGAGGAACGCCUCGGAACCUGUUCCUGCCAAGAGAAUUAGAAACAACAGGACUGGGUCACCCUCACCAACCAGAUAUCUCCACACAAGUCUGAGUCCACAACACAAUAGGAAUGAAUGCCCCAGCCCAGCGAUAUGGGAGGAUGAGGAUGAACAUUAGCAGAACAUAGGCCUACUCAGUGUUUGUGUAUUCCUGUUCCUAUACCAGCCCAAAGGCUAACUCGAACACUAGCUCUGAUGGACAACCCUGUCAUGUGCUAUGUCAGUGACACAUACAACCCUUUUAAGUGUCCCUUUCCUUCACUCCUAACAGCAUAAUUUCAUGUCAUUGCUGUAUUACGGAGACAUAGAAGAGCAUAUAGCAUCACCACCGGUGACGGUUACAGGGGCCUCAUUCUACCAUUAGCACAUUACCUGAGAGUCGAAGUUCAAACUGCCAAUUUCACUCUGAAGUAUCUGGUUUCCAUGUUUUAGGUUCACAUCAGUCUACUGUCAGAGCCCCCAUGGUGGGGUUCGCAUGGACAUCUGUAUUUAUGUAUUUAAGUUAGAAUUCCUUGUGCUUAUUUCAUAGAGCUACAAUAGUUAGUUUACUUUUUUUUUACCUUGUUUUGUAACUUUUUGUAAUAAAAUUGAUUAAAUCAAAAAUGUCUGGUAGAGGAUGUGUGUCUGCUCCACGUGGAAGAACAAGAGAUCUCAUUUGAACACUCAAUGAACACAUUACUUGUUGCCGAUUUCAAUUCUAUGGAGAGUUAAGAAACAGUAAUAAAGCUCUACAACAGCU
Messenger RNA from Oncorhynchus tshawytscha (Chinook salmon), 2242 nucleotides. It is a transcript of the gene egfl7, whose product is annotated as EGF-like-domain, multiple 7. NCBI's taxonomy places the organism in Eukaryota, Metazoa, Chordata, Actinopteri, Salmoniformes, Salmonidae. The coding region runs from base 631 to 1503 and encodes 290 amino acids. The transcript is spliced from 9 exons. Gene Ontology annotation, molecular function: calcium ion binding; signaling receptor binding. Gene Ontology annotation, biological process: anatomical structure development. The record is from RefSeq and is a predicted model, not a curated record. Gene Ontology annotation, cellular component: extracellular region; cell surface.